Messenger RNA from Aspergillus saccharolyticus JOP 1030-1, 494 nucleotides. RefSeq lists its product as uncharacterized. The transcript has a single exon. Lineage: Eukaryota; Fungi; Ascomycota; Eurotiomycetes; Eurotiales; Aspergillaceae. The coding region runs from base 60 to 383 and encodes 107 amino acids. The record is from RefSeq and is a predicted model, not a curated record.
CAGCAAGGGGUUUAUAUUCUUUCUCAAGACAUCUAUAUACAUGGAAAACGAGCCAAUCAAUGCAUCAUUUGGAACUGUCUGUUCGUCAGGCCGCAUUCCACCAGCCCUACUUCCUCCUACUCCUGACUCCGAAAUCCAAUCCCAUCCCUUCCCUCCAAAGCUCACAUGGCUUCCCCCCAAAGAUGAGGUGGACGCCUCGCAGACCAAACAACAGUGGGUAUCAUAAGAAAAGGCGAACAAUAAAAGACCGUGCAACAGUGCUUGUGGGCUGCGGUGUGCGAUCAACAGCCACCUGUUCGGUGUGGCCUCAGCCACGUGGCAAUAGGGCCAAGCUAGCGGUGAAACUUGGCGACAACGAACCAAACCACAUCUUAAGGACUUGAGAACCAAAGCAUAGACGUGGUCGGUUUCUGCCUCGGCUGGGGUGAAACACUGCUUCUUCCCCUGGUUCUAUCGGUGUACACCGCUGCCCUGCCCAGGCGCUGCAAGGUGGC